GCAUCCCUUCAUCCUGCAAGCACCAAGGCCGUUCAGAACCUCCAACGGAACGCUGCCAUGCUACGGUGAUUGUCACCGAUAUCCCCGGAGGCUCUCCAGUCACGAGAGGAACGAGAGGAUAGAUUCAAACUAUCCGAAUCCAGGGCACAAAGGCGUCGCAUGGUAUCGCUUUGGCGCGUAUGCAUCUUUCGAGUUCAUGCGCACCCUUGCGCACCUCGACGGUAUUUACAUAUGCUUGCUCAGACAAUUGUGCACAAUUACAAAAAUAUAUCCAGGGUGUCCAUGUCGAUACCCGUCCUCGGACCCCCUCUCACGCUCGUUGCGCUCUAACCAACGUCAAAAUUGCUCAUAUCGCUGUUGCCCUGUCUAGGCCCUAUCGCUCUCAGGUGCCUUAAUAUGCGCUGCUUUCUAUUGCCCUUACUGCUCAAGUCGACACAGUGUCGACACGCAUUGUUUGCAAGCACAUCAUUGCCUCAAAACCCACGGCCGGUGGCUAACUCGAUCGAAAGGCACGCCAGAUAACGUUCCUCAUAUCGCUUCCACAUCAUCUCAGUAUGCACCUCCCACUAUCAAACUCCACUGUUUUUGGCUAUUGCUAGCCAUUUACUCCAGCUGACAUUGCAGCAGUGUAUCGCUCAUGGUGUACGGCAUCAAUGCCUUGCCCUCUCUUACUCAUGUAGCGCUCAAGGACCCAUGCCAAUCGUCUGGGAGAAAGUCUGGCUGUAUCUGGUAUCCUCGACGUACAUAACGCACGUGAUCAUUGUCGCAAUCCAUCCUUCUCUUUG
Molecule: messenger RNA, 785 nt
Organism: Heterobasidion irregulare TC 32-1
Lineage: Eukaryota; Fungi; Basidiomycota; Agaricomycetes; Russulales; Bondarzewiaceae
Exons: 1
Coding region: 180-395 (71 amino acids)
Source: RefSeq, a predicted model, not a curated record